Messenger RNA from Zootoca vivipara (common lizard), 20207 nucleotides. RefSeq names its product myocardin related transcription factor A (gene MRTFA). Gene Ontology annotation, cellular component: nucleus. Gene Ontology annotation, molecular function: transcription coactivator activity. Gene Ontology annotation, biological process: smooth muscle cell differentiation; positive regulation of transcription by RNA polymerase II. NCBI's taxonomy places the organism in Eukaryota, Metazoa, Chordata, Lepidosauria, Squamata, Lacertidae. The record is from RefSeq and is a predicted model, not a curated record.
UCCCUUUAGUUAAACAAUGUUAAUGUGCAAGCAGUACCAGGAUGUGGGGAGUGGAACAGAAUGCAGAGGUGUGUGUGUAUUUUUAAAUAAAAAAGGCUGUAUGUAUUUCAACUUUGAGAUUUCCUCCCCUAUAAAUUCAAAUGUUUGAACAAUGAGAUCACUUCUCUGAAUUUCAAGCAAAUAGCUGCCAAACCUUGGGUUCUUUAAUGAACUGAAUUUGACUGGGAAAGACUCCUCUGCUGAUUACUGGCUGUGAGCAUGCAGGCUACAGGUUUUAACUUUUGAGGAGUUCUGCAUGGAGCACUUGGACUAAUCUUUGGGAAUUUGCUUCUGCUUUUUAUAGAAUUUUACUUCUACAAAAAUUGUUUUCUUGCUUUCAUUUCAAAUUCUGCUUCAGAUAAUUCCACUUUUCCAUUGUAUAUGUACAUCCUUACUUUGUAAAGGUAUCAAAUCUCCUCAUUUCACAGUUUAAUCAUAUGAGAGCAUGGUUAGUAGAAAUUCUUGUAAAGAUCCACUCUCAUAUGAUUAAACUGUGUGAAAUGAAGAGAUUUGAUACCUUUACAAAGUAAGGAUGUACUACUACUACUAAUAAUAAUAAUUUAUUAUACCCGGCCCAUCUGGCUGGGUAUAUACAAUGCUUUCCUCCUGUAAAAACACUUGCAGUGGAAAUUGAGUGCAUGCCCUCUUAAAGUUAGGGAUUGUCUAACGUGUUGUCUAAUGGCAAUGCAAUAUUCUCUUUUGUUUACAAGAGGUCCAGAGAAUCAACUCUCUUGUGCUAGUGGAAUGUUUUGUUCAGAUAACUCCUUAAGAAAGCUGUUAUCCCUUGCACACUGGACAAUUCCUACACUCUUUUUUUUUAUAAAAAAAGAUAAUGAGAGUGGGAAUACUAUACAAGUCCCAGUUGCUCAGGGUGGGGUGAGGAAUUGCUUUCUUUACUUCGUUCUUUCUAAAAAGUUAUGUUAGGGUCUGCAGCCAGACUAGUCCUUCUACACAUUUAUGAAUCAGUAUUAAAAUAACGUGAGAUGAGCGCUGCAACCCCAGAGUCGGUCACGACUGGACCUAAUGGUCAGGGGUCCCUUUACCUUUAUUAAAACACAGGAAGUGAAAUUUGGAACAAAAGGACAGUUUUUAGAGAGUGGUAUACUGUGAUGAUCUGUGUUGGGAUUUAUGGCUCCUGUUGGGGCAUGUAGGAGAGGGAUUGGAGCAGGAAUAGCAAAGAGUCUGUCAUUCAUUGUGGAUUUUUACCAAGACCUUUUGUAAGUGCCACAGGGUGUACUGGAGGGUGCACUGUCUAUCCCAAACUAAGCCAUGGCUUGUCUGAGCACCUUGUCCAUACCUAUCCUCAUGGUUUAGCUCUCUCCAGAAUAACCAAAAGCUGUAAACCAAGAACCAACAUUGGAUAUGGCUUGUGGUUAGUCUGGAGAGAGGUAAACAAUGAAUUGCAGUUUGUUGGACAUACCAAGCAUGACAGCUUAGCAGAAUGAUGGAAUGAAGGGGCUGUGAUCUCCUUCUCAAAUGACCACAUGCUAACACAUUGUACUAAGCCACAAUUUGGCUUAGCUUGUUGUGUUAACUAAGCCAACCUGAGCCAGGAAACUAUGGCUUAAUUCCUGCUUGCAAUCAAGCGUCUGAUCAGGGUUCAUUAACCUGAAGUGGGCCAUACAGUUGUAGUUUGAAGCUGUAUGUGUUUAAAUUUUCUGUAACACUAGUGAUUUUUAAAAAGAAUAUAAAGUAAUUUAUGAAUCUGGCCCUCCUCUCUCUCAACCAUCUCCAUUGGAAAUGCACUAAAGUCUAAUGCACGCUAUUAUAGGAUGGUGUAUGAAACACAAUUUAUGGAAUUAUUUGGCAUUAAAUACUUGCUGAAAGCUACUUUUUUUUUUAAAAAAAGCCUUCACUAAAAACAACUUGAGUGCUGUAGCUCUUUGUCAGUGUUUGGUUUACAGUAUAUGAGUAGAUAAGUAUCCGUAAACUUUGUUGCAUGUGAUCAUAUGUGUCAGGUUCCUUUUUUCUAUUUUAAAGAAACUAGUUCCAGUCACACACACACACACACACACACACACACACACACACACACACACACGGAUUUUUCUUAAGUUCACUUCCUUUCAUUUUGUGAUUGUGCUGUCCCAGCCUGCAGCUUCCUCUGCAGAUAAACUGGAAUUGAGGUUUUCCCCCUUCAAAACAUUCCCAGCAUGUCCAGUGCUUGGGAUGCAUCUAUUUUUUAAAGCAUCUUUGUUCCCAGAAAAAGAACUACUUAAGAUUUGUCUUUCAAACUCUGUUUGGCUGAUGUCAUAAACCAGUUCCAGCUGUCUUAGAUUAAAGCAAAUGCUGAUAGUGAAGAGGGAUUUCCAUGGCAUUCUAAAAUAGGAUGUGUGGGAUGCACACUCAACAUUUAUUGUAGCUUAUGAGGCCACUGCUGCUUUAAAAAAAGUGUGUGUGUUUAUAUAGACAUAAAAUCACUAUUUGAGUUAUGGCUUAAAACAGGUGUGGGGAACUCGAUCGGGCUGACAGAUUGGAUUCUGAUAUUUCCCACACCCCAUGGGCCACUUUGACAAGUGGUCAGGGCUGCCCACCUAUUCUUCUUUGGGGGUCACUUGUAGCAGAGUAAGAUUGUCUUCCAUGGACACGGUCUUAACAGUGAGUCUGUAAGUGACUCUGGAGGGCAAUUCUGGAUCCUUCCACAGUGGGGACGUAGGUUUCCGGGUGGGAGUUGAUCACAGUGAGGGUUUGCGAAACCUGCCUUCCUCUUACGUUUUCUCUCUUUCGUUCUGAGUUCGAGCGUUUUCAAAGUCCAAGACACCUUUGAUAAAGGCUGUUCUCCAAUUGGAGCAAUCACAGGCCAGUGUUUCCUAGUUGUUAAGUGUUUAUACUACCUUUUUAGAUUUGCCUUGAGAGAGAGUCUUUACACCACUUUUGUUGGCCAAGAGCAUUAUGCUUUCCAUUUUUAAGUUUGGAAAGCGUAGUUGCUUUGGAAGAUGAUAAUCAGGCAUCCGAAAAACAUGACCAAUCCAACGAAGUUGAUGUUGAAGAAUCAUUGCUUCGACACUGGUGAUCUUUGCUUCUUCCAGUACGCUAUUGACCAUGGUACCCUCAUGGAACGGCCCCAUAGGAUGGAAAUUGGGGCACUGUGUUAGUCAUUCUGCUUCUACUCACUUGGCGAGGUCCAGAGAAUAGUUUUGGAGAGUGCUUUUUGCCUUUGGCAGUUAUUCUUUGGGGUUCCACAGAGCACUCUCUUAUCCCCAGUGCUUUUUAAUAUCUAUAUGAAGCCAUUGGAAGUGGUCAUUUGGAAGUUUGGGGCAAAGUAUCAUUUGCAUGCUGAUGACACUCAGCUCUAUUUCUCCAUUGCAUCUGAAUGAGGAGAGACACUGUGGGCUCUGCAGCAGUGCCUGGAUGCAGUCGGCUAUACAGUAUGAGGGUAUAAACUGAGCUCUAGACAAGGCUGCUGUUGACAUUCCGACAACUUGCAGGAGACACUGUGUACUCUCUUCACAUGCUGCUAGGCAUCUUCUGAAAUGGGAAGAUAAUCUUGAAGUGCCAAUUGCUUGAGUUUCCUUCCUUCCUGCUACUUUUGAACAUCCAAACUCUCUGUAGUUUAAUUACUAUAUAAUCCUUCAUCUUUCUAGUUCACUACCUUCCAUUAAAAUGGAGUGCUCAUGCUUGGCGUAUUACAUAAUCUCUGUUUGAAAUAGUCCAUACUUCUAAGGAACUGUACUUGGCACUUGGCUUCAACCCACUUCUGACUCUUGUAUUGCUUUCCCAGAACUAUAGUCUUAGUUGAACAACCAUCUUCCUUCAGCUAUACACCCCCCCAUCCUCCCCCACCCUUUGGCACUAAGAUCCUCCUUCUAGCUUUCAUUUUUUUCUGGAAAUGUAGAGCUUGCAGGGAUCUUUUGCUUAUGCCUAGAUACUAUAUAUGAGGGUGGGGGCCUUGUGGGUUUUAAAAAAUGCAUCGCAUGGUUUUUUUUUACCUAUGGUUAUGCUUUAAAUGUUGGAAAUUGAAGAUGUUGGAAAUGUUCAAUAAAUAUAAAUAAGCUUAGAGCAGGCCUUCCCAAACUGUGGUCCAUGUUGGUGGUUUGUGGUGUGUCUGUGAGGAAUGACAGGAGCAGCAAGUGUGCCAUCAUUCUAAUACUUUGUACUGUCAGCAGGGGUGCCAACUUGAAUGAAAUAUUUUUUGGGGGGGGUUGUAAGCCUCACCCUCCAUAAUCAAUUAGAAGAUGCAACACACACAGAGCAUUUGAAUGGCAAUGCCCAUCAACUUGGGGGAUGGUGGCCCCCCUCAAAUUCUUUAUUGGAAAGACUGAAAGGACCUCAGACCCUAGAGGUAGGCAGCUAUGGUGGGAAGUGAGCAUGCUGCUUGGAAGUAUUUACUGGCAGUUAAGGGAAAUAAAUGCACAUGGACAAAACAUAGCCAGGACCAAUUUGCAUGAAGGAUGUCUAUUAAUAGUUAUUAGCCUCAAUGACUAUGUUCUGCCUUUACUGUUCGAGGCACUAUGCUUCUGUAUACCAGUUGCUGGGAAUGAACAAGUGGAAGGUGAAUGCUUUUGCGCAGAAGUCCUGCUUGUGGAAUUCCCACUUGUAUCGGGUUGGCCGCUGCGAGGACAGGAUGCUGGAUUAAGUGAGCUUUUUGUCUGAUGCAGCAGGGCUUCUCUAUGUACCUAUGUAUGGUACCUUGAGGGGAGAUUAACUUCCCUCCUCCCCACAAGGGUAGAGUUUUCCCACCCUUCCAUUUGCCUAGUUGUGUAUGUGGCUGAGAAGCAAGGCUUCCUGGAAGCCAUCUAGUGAGUUGAUGUGUAGGAGGGAAUUCUCUUGGCACUUAGAUGCACUUUUGAGGAUAUGUUGCUUGAACAUGUGUAAGCCUGUAUUCCAUUCUACUUCACCCCCAAGAGAUAAAAAAACUGUCUAAAAGGAAACAUGUUGUCAAGAAUAAGGAAUAGCACACUAAUAACAACUUAAUUUUCUGUGGACAACCAUGCCACCAGUUGUUUUGUGGGUGUGGUUUUACAUUUUGCUCUUAAGGUAUAUACCACCUUAACUGGACUAAGUGGGAGAUCCCCAGAUCAAAACUAUCCUGAACUCUUUUAGAAAGCAUUAAAGUAGAGCUUUUUAAAAUAAAGGUCAAUCUUAAUUACCCUUUCACAUAUAUUUUUGUGUCUUUUACUUAGUAAGCAUUUAUGUUGCCAAAUGUUCUUGGAAGAAUCUGGAGCUAUUGUAAUGUAUAGUAACUGUCCUUAUUGACUGAAUGCCACAGGACACAGUGUACUUGAACAGUGAAAUUUAUGUUUUUGACAAGUUUAUUAGAUUUCCUUCCAUUGCCUAUCAGAUUUAUUUUUAGGAAUAUUAGAGUGCCAUGUUGGUGUGAGAGUCAUCUACAUCAAAAAAAUUAUCAUCCUUUGUAUUUUUUUUUUCUGAGGGAAAACAGGGUGUAAUAUGAGCAGAUUCUCUCUAGUAGCCUUCAAACACUGUUUAUCAUCGGUGGCACUAAAAUGUUUGACUUUGCACAUCUUCUUUUUAAGUUCUAUAUAAUGCAGGAGUGUGUUAGGCUUUUAGUACUGUGUAGUGGCUCUAAAUAAUACGGACAAAAUUCUGAUAGGAAAAAGGAUUUUGUAUAAUAAAUCAAGUGGUCUACUCUCAGUAUAACUUAGUUGGAUAUUGCCCAUUAUCACAGUUCAGUGAUACAUUCCAACUAGGCAAAAACACUCCAGGAGGGUGUGGAAAGUGCUGUAGGAGCCAAGUAGAGAGAGCCUAGAGCUGAGGUUCCCAUCUCCUGCUUUACAGUUUUUACAGCCAGUUUGUUUCACAAGCCAUUUACAGCCACUGGUUAACCUACCAUUUUCAGGAUUUAAUAUUUUUUUUAUAACAUUUCCCGUGUGAGGUGUUGCUUCCUUCUAUUUAUUUGUAAGUCUGCUCCUUAACCUUACAGAGGACCUUGAAUGAAAAGGAGGAGACUCAUAAAUUAUUUCAGUGCAAUAAAAAUAAUUGAGAAUGCUUUGUUUCCAAAAGCUCAAAAUAUCAAGGGAAGUGUUUUAUCUUUGACCUUUUUAAUAUAAAAGCAGCUUUAGGAAUCCCACCUGGGACUAAGACUCUAUAGGUUUGUCAGAGGUUUCUCCUUUGGCAUCAGUCAUUAAUAGGUUAUCAUCAGGGUUAAUAACUUUGAUUUAACCCGGUAGCAUAGAAGCCCUCAGUUUUGUCUCACAACAGCCAUUUGUUGAAAGCAGAGGUAGCUACAAGGUUGACUUUUCCCGUUUCCAAGAGACCUUUAUAGUUCUGCCCUGUAGCAACUCUCCUUACAGAGUACCCAAUCAUCAGUUUGUCAGGAAUAGCCUUACCUGACACUUCUGGUCCUACCGUACAUUGACACAAAUCUCUUGGACCUACAGCACCCUCUGCUGUUGUAAUGUUAUUUUAUUAAAAGUGUCAGUUGUGCCAAAUUGUCUGGUGUACUGUGUGUCUUUUCCAUGGUAAGGUUUGUCUUGCUUUUUAGGAUAUGCCUGAAACAAAUCUCAGCUAAAGUGUCUAGAAAUCCAUGUUUGCACAAGCUAAUUUGAUUGUUUACUAACAUUAAACUUGGCUUUAUCCCAUGUUUUGUCAAAGGAGUUUAGUAGAUUGUACCCGGGUUUAGCCCAUUUAUACCCAAAUAAAUCUCAUUUUUUAAAAGCUGACAGUGACUUGCCGAAGGCUGAGUAUAGACUCCUUAGCGCUUGAGUCCAUGGGUGGGGAACCUGGCAGGCAACUGAAUUUAGACGAGCCACGCUCACCUUUUAGUCACCUGACUUUAAAUUUCAUUGGACAUGGAGAGCUCUAAGUGCUAAGAUAACAGACAACUGAUCUCUUACUUUCAGUCUUGGUACUAAGCACCCUAGCACUAACAUCUUAAGAUCAGCAAUAAACCUCUGCUUACUCUUUAAAAGACUGCAGGCAGAGACUUUUCUCUGAUCUUAGUUCUGUGAUGAGAUAAGCCUCUGCCUGCUCAAGGAGCAUUUAUUUUAUCUCCCUGGUGGGAUCAUGGUAGGCUAAAGCAAUUGCUUUGUCUUUAUGCUCUCAAUUCUUUAUUCCUUUGCAACCCUUGCUUGAAUUCAUGCCAUGCUGGUGAAUGCAAUUCUCCAUGUGGAACCAAUUCCAGUGAGGCUUGCAUUUGACGUGAAAUUUUAAAAGAAGUGAGCUCCAGGGGCUCUAAUGGUUCUUUAGGAGCUUUGACAUUACCUGCCUCGUCCCUGGUGUCAUAUGACAUCAUGUUUGGCACAGCUUUCCAAACUCUGUGCCGCGACAGUGUGUAAGUAUGUCGUGCAAUCACUCCCUGUGCUCCUCCCAACGCUGGAAAGGGGUUAGUUUAACCUCCAGUUUGCUAGUAAAACUGAAUUACUGUGUCAUGAAAUGAUUUAUAUCUAAAAAGUGUGUAGACUUGGCUGAAAGAAAAUUGCCCCUGAUGGGUCCGAUUUGAUCUGAGGACUGCAGGUUCCCCAUGUCUAAUAUAUCCAGUGAUAUUUAGAUAGCGAAUGGAGUCCCUACCUUUGUUGCCAUUCAGGGUUGCUUGGCUUCAGCAUAAUCACCAUUUCAUAAAAUGCAGCAUCUGUUUAGAAAAAGAAACAUGGGCAGAUGCCUUUAUACUGAGUCAGACCCUUGGUCCAUCUAGGUGAAGUUUUGUCUGCUAGAGAUGCCAGGAUUGAACCUAGGACUGUCUUCAUGCAACACAACUGUUCAUCCAUCGGAGGCCUAAAGUUAAAACGUGUGCAUUAUGUUUCACUUAAAUGGAAAAUGGUUUGCCCUAAAUAAUAAUGGUUUUGCUGUUCCCGCAAAAGCUUGUAUCUUAGUUAAAAUGUUGCAUUUAAGUUUUUUACACUCCUUCCCUUUCAAACUUUAACUCUCAUUCACAGAUAUUUGCUGGCUGAAACACUGUAAAACUCCUCCCCAUCUUUUGUAGUGACUUUUGUUUUCCUCAUGCUUUGAUUUAGAGUCUGGGAAGAAUCUUUGGGAUUCUUGGAGAAGGAGCCUGCGUCACUGAGAAACAUUUGACUUUUUGGCCUUGUAGUGAAGCUAGAAAUCAAGUCAGUCUAAAAGCAUUCCUUAGUCAAGCUGGCCUACUUACCCUUUAGUUUGAAUAUGAAAGGGAAUCUUGAGUGGGAAUCCUGGCAUUUUUUACCACCUGUUGGGGCAGCUGCAGGUUAUGUGAGAAGACUAUUGAUAAGACUAUGGAUUCUCGAGGAUGUUUCAAGGCAGGUGGGAGAGAUGUGUAGGGAAGUGGCAGUCUUUUUAUUUUGUGCUUUCUUGGACCCCUUAUUUAACAUGUCCAUGUAUCCAUGAGAAGUCUGGAGGGUGGCAACACGAGGAGCCUUUUCUGUGGUGGCUCCCCAUUUGUGGAAUGCUCUCCCCAAGGAAGCUCACCUGGCAUUAUAAAUCUUUAGGUGCCAGGCAAAAACUUUCCUCUCUGACAUGAUGUUUUAGAAGUGGCCAGGAUGUUUUCCCCCUCUUGGUUUUAAUGUUUCUAUGUGUGACUUUUUGUCUGUUUUGUUUGUAAGUUGCUUUGGGUUGCCCUGGGCAAGAUAAAGCGACUAACAAAUUCAAUAAAUAAGAAUAAGAAUAUCAGUUGUGCAACUCCAACUGAGCUGUGAGGUAACUGGUGGGAGGAUGUAAAAAUAUGACAGACCAAAUAAAACUUGCUACCAAGCCUUUUCAGCACACAGACCUGGCUUCAGCCUGGUUUUGUACCACUGCAGUGAUGGCAUAGUAGAAGAUAGAUACUGGUGAUGUGGGCAGAUCACUGCAUGUUGUGUGGGUCUCUGUUGCCCAAAUGGUUAAGAUUGUGAAGGCUAACAAUUAGAGACAUUUACACAUGGCGCUGUGGGUUAAACCACAGAGCCUACGGCAGGCAUCCCCAAACUGUGGCCCUCCAGAUGUUUUGGCCUACAACUCCCAUGAUCCCUAGCUAACAGGACCAGUGGUCGAGGAAGAUGGGAAUUGUAGUCCAAAACCUCUGGAGGGCCGAACUUUGGGGAUGCCUGGUCUAGGGCUUGCCGAUCAGAAGGUCGGCGGUUCAAAUCCCCGUGACAGGGUGAGUUCCCGUUGCUUGGUCCCAGCUCCUGCCAACCUAGCAGUUCGAAAGCACGUCAAAGUGCAAGUAGAUAAAUAGGUGGCGCUCCGGCGGGAAGGUAAACAGCAUUUCCGUGUGCUGCUUUGGUUCGCAAGAAGCGGCUUUGUCAUGCUGGCCACAUGACCUGGAAGCUGUACGCCGGCUCCCUCGGUCAAUAAAGCGAAAUGAGCGCCGCAACCCCAGAGUCGGUCAUGGCUGGACCUAAUAGUCAGGGGCCCCUUUACCUUUACACAUGGAACAUAAAAUUAAUUUGAAGAAGAGUGCUACUACUAAGGGAAGAAUUUGCUCAAUAUUGCUUAUUGGUGUUUUGUCAUCUCUUUCAAAUUCAAGUAGGUUGAGGUGCUUCUCUAGUAGAUGCAGAAGGCACUAGGUAAGGUAAAGGUAAAGGACCCCUGGACAGUUAAGUAGUCAAAGGGGACUAUGGGGCUUUUCAGGCUGAGGGAGCCAGCGUUUGUCCACAGAAAUCUUUCUGGGCCACGUGGCCAGCAUGACUAAAUUGCUUCUGGAGCAACAGGACACUGACAAGUGCCAGAGCACACAGAAACACCAUUUACCUUCCUGCCAGAGUGGUACCUAUUUAUCUACUUGCACUGGUAUGCUUUUGAACUAAUAGGUUGGCAGAGGCUGGGACAGAGUGUGGGUGGUGCUGUGGUCUAAACCACUGAGCCUCUUGGGCUUGCUAAUCAGAAGGUUGAUGGUUCGAAUCCGCGCAAAUGAGUGAGCUCCCGCAGAAGGCACUAUACAUAAGGAGAAAGUGUAUUGGUACCAGUAUAUAAAAUUAGGAAACUUGUGGGAAAUACCCAAAGGAGAAUCAAGCUGAAGAUUACGGAACUAUGCGGUGAAGAACAUUCGUGAAGAAAAGGGAAAUAACAGCGAAGGAGGAUAUAGAACAUUCUGUAGAGAAAGAUGUGCAACUUAAAAUGUUGUAUAAAGUAAAGCAGUUUAAGAUAUUGGGUAUUUGCUUGAACACUGAAGAUGUUCUUUAUCUAUAUGGCAACCUCCUCAGUAGCAUGUCUGAAAGUCCAACUAGAGAGCAGCAGUGCCUUAUCUCAUCCCAGUAAAUAACUUCUCUCAUUCAACAAAGCAAAGUUAGCUUUAACUGAAGUUCUAUGCAGCUCACUCUUGCUUUUUAUGUUGCAUUGGGCAUGGAUAUGAAAGAACAUACGGUAUCCUUCACAAUCCCAAAUACUAUUUCCACAUCCUUGAGGGAAACAAUGCUAAAUUGAUCCAAGUUGCUAUGUCAGUUGGCUGCUUCUAAUACCUCUGGUGUGGCUGCAGUAGUAAUCGUAGUUUCCAAGAUGAAUCAUAUUUGAAUGAUUUCAUCAGUGUAUAAUAGUGCAAACUAAACAUGUCACAGUGAUCUGUAGAUGCCUCAUCCUUUGGCUGCUCUUUAAGGUCCUUGUAUCAACAGGAGCUUAGCUGGAUGCAAUUUCUAUUGACAUUGAGUGACAGAGGCAAAAAAAGUUUACUUCGUUCCACCUUGUAGACCUGUGAAAUGUUGGCAGUACUCCAGAAAAUGUUGGUACUUCACAAAAUCCUUAAAACUGGCCCGCUAGUUUUAAACUGCCACCUUUUAUAACCUUCCUGAAAACAGUAAAUUCAGUAAAGAUAGAGUCUGAUGCUGGAAUUCUCUUUUGUCAAGCUUAUUUUCUUUAUGAUGCUUUCAUAAACAGCAUUACCAUGUGUGGGUAACAAUUUCUGGUUCAGUUCCUGCCUAGUCUGGGGUCACUUUUGGCUUUCUUAGAUGAAUCUGCUGGCCUGGUUCAGAUGUAAAGAAAAUCCAUGGUUUCCCAUUACAUGAACAAGUCUGCAAGGAGCUUGCGUGCUCCUUCUCCUGUUUUGCAUACAGGAGGAAGCUAUCUAAAGUUGCUGCUUUUGAUUUUAAACAAACCAAACACAGAAAUGAUGGUUUGUUUCUACAAGAAUGGAAACCACGGUUUGAUACCUGGACUGUACCCAUUAACCGUAGUUUAAACAAAAUUCAGUUCCUUAAAUUGAUGUCACAGAAAACUAUGGUUGGUUUAAAUUCAAAGCCAAAGUUUUGGUCAUCUUUUGACAUGUGAAAGACUAGGAAGGGAAUUUGUAAGCCUGAAGCCCAUUGAUGUUAGCAGGAAACAAUCUCCCCUCCUUUUCAGUAGCAGGAUGGAAGGAACAGGGCUGGGAAGGUUUGGGGCUCAGUGGAGGCCAGAUGGCAACAGGCUGAUGAGAGGGUGCUGGGUGGUGUUGAUUUUGGAGUGUGUGUGUGUGUGUGUGUGUGUGAGAGAGAGAGAGAGAGAGAGAGAGAGAGAGAGAGAGAGAGAGAGAGAGAGAGAGAGAGAGAGAGAGCGCACACACUUUGACUCCAGCACCACCUGCUGCUAGUAUGCAGUCCCAGACUGCUUUCUACUACAGGAAUGUAGCACUUGAUCCCCAAAGGGUCGCCUGUCCGUGUUCUACUGCAAUUUGGGAGGGAGGACAAAUUGCCUUUUGAAAUUGGUAGAGCUCUUACUCCAUGUUUUGUGAUAUAUUUUUAAACUGGAGAUUUGUUGUUGUUGUUUAGUCAUUUACCGUCUCCCUAAUGCUAGGGUCGAUUCACAUGAAGCUUGAUAUGUUUUCCCCUCCUCCCCAAAUGUAGCAUCUGCAUGGCUGCUGCAGCUGCAACUUUGAAAUUGUUUUUUUAAAAACCACGUGAGUGUCCAGGUGAUAAUAACUGCUGGGAAUUCAUAGAACUGCCACAUAGACAGUUUCCAUAUGAACAGGCUGCCACAUAGCCACAGAGUUCCAAUGUUGCAAGGCCUGUGCUACAAUACUGAAAUGGUUUUUCAGCAGCCACCACAUGGGGGCUCUAAUUUUGAACUGGCCUUUUAGCCCCUCUCUUGAGGGUAUUGAAUUUAUAGCUAAAUCAAGACUGUUGGCAUAGUUCAGAGUGUGUAUUGGGCAUCUGUAGAAAUAAGUCAGUUGAGGCUCCGGGGAGGCAAGAGGGUAACUACUACUGUGUAAACGAAGCAUUCAAAUUACGUUUGCGUCUUUAUAUCUGCUAAGGGUUUUUGUUGCCUUGGCGCACACAUUUGGAACAUAAAAAUGUAGUAGAUGUACUUUACCACAGAGGCAGAGCUAAAUCUUGGAUGCGUUUUCAUAUUUGUUGAAAGGGAAUGGUAAUCUGGUUCUUGGUGCUUAGAGUACAGUUUGGCAGUUGAAAUAUUUAAAGUGCAGUGCCCUCAGAUUUGUGAGGUAAUGAGAGACUGAUAUGGAAAAGGAAGUGGGGAGGUCUGGAGGUGUGGAAAGAGCUCAGAAUGUGCUUUGACGUCAUCUGAUAGGUUUUCCAGCAUGCAGCGGCUAUUCCUGCUCCAUCUACAGUUCAUGUUAUUUUAAAACUCUUGUCAAAAGUGAGGGUAGCAGUAUAUCCUGUGUGUAUGCAGGUCCACUGUGGGGGCAGGGACUGCCUUGGGGCCUUUCAGCAGCUGGGCAGGCAUCCAGAUUCCCAGGCUGGCUGACUCCCCUGUGCCUGAGAGAAACUGCCACUGAAGUUUCUCUGUCCAUCAUGCCUAGGAAACUCCUGAGCUGCUUGAGCAGCUGCAGCCAGUUGCCUGGAAGGAUAAGCUCCACACUCUGAGCAGCAUGUACAAUGUGCUGCAUACUUAGAAGUUUUGCUCAAUCGCUCUGAAAGUCAUUGUCGCCACAAAGUGACUUCUUGGGUCCACUCCCUGUUUAGUUAGUCUGUGUACCAAAUUGUUCUAAAAUAUCAUGUAAUCCCUGUAAAGGUAGAUUUAGAGUGAAGCCUUUAAAAUGUAUAUUCCCUUUUGUGUUUCAUAGCAAUCUGGGUGCAAUCAUUUGGAGAAGUCUUGAAUUUCUCUGUGGACUUCAUUCUAGAUUUUUGAAGCUUUGCCCUUGCUCAGCAAUAACAUCCAAGAGACCUCUUAAUUCCUAGGAUGAAAAUUGUGCAAUUCGUUCACUACAGGGAGUAGGACUAGGAGUGCUAUCCCAGUUUUCUUUCCUGUGGGACUACAUGUUGUCAUGUUUUUAUCUGUUAAAUAUUUUAAAUAAUUAGUUGUUUUUGCCCUAUAAGGCAAUAAUUAUUCAUGUUGCAACAUUUCUUUGCAAAGAAAUGAAAAUGUUUUUGUAUCAGACCUAACCAAGAGAAGGGACCUUCCUUGAAUGUUUUCAAGACAAGAAGAUACAUUAUUAUAGCUCCUUUAGAUCUAGGGUAUCUAGUAUUAGAGCAUUAGGCUAACUGACCCUAUGGCUUUUUUUCAACUUGUGCCAGAUUUCACUAGCUGUGCCAAGAGGGAGGGCAAGGGCUGUGGCUCAAUGGCAGAAUUCUUGCUUUGCAUGCAAAAAGGCUAGGUUCAGGCCCUAGCAUAACCAGGUAGAGAUUCCUUUCUAAAACCCUGGAUACCUGCUGCUAACCAGUAUGGAGAAAGAACUAGAUGAACCAGUGUCUGACUCUGUAUAAGAAAGCCUUCAAUGUUCCUAGGAGGGACAUUCUCGCCUCCUUGAGGAAAGCAGUAUCAAAUUGAUCAAGGAGUGCUAAGAGUUAAAAAAUAUUUUCUCCUUGAUUAUUGCAAGUUCUAGUUCUGCAGUGAAUGAUAGCAAGCAGCUGGAGGUUCAUGGUAGUCUUUUAUAAAAUGGAGAUGUAUUCUAUUAAUGUUUUUUCUGACACAGUGCUCCAUUGUACUGUAGUAUUUAACAGUUGUUAACAUUGAAAACCAGAAUAAGGUCUGCUUUCAGAAAUGGAGCAGACAGGUUAAACUAAACCACUCCUUGUGAUACAGUUAUUUUGGUCUCUGUGCGUUAAUCAACACCUUUUCUGGGUAAACUAUAAUUGAGUAUUGGUUAAAUGGAUGCCUCAGUGCCUCCAGAGAUCCCCCCCCCCCAAAAAUAUUUGUGAACACAGCAGUUAAGCUUCAGCGGUGGAGAUGAGGAGGAGAGGGCAGGAACUAAAUUACAUGAUGAUGCUUGCCUGACAAAUGUUUGAGGCCUGAGUAGAGAAACCAACUGCUUUACUAUUUUGGGUGAAUGAGGUUAGCUAUUGCUGCAAGCAGCUUCAUGAAGGAAUCCAUCCAUCUGUCAAUGUGCACAGCCGUGAGUGAGGCUCAGUACUCCCUAGCUUCUUACAAUGUGCAUGUACGUACACCCCUUCUUGAGGGAGGGGAGGCAUUUUUCUUUUUGAAUCUAGUGGUAAUGGAACUGGCCGGUAGCUGAGAGUAAGGCUACACGAGUGUCUUUGUGCAACUUUUCUGACGAGUCCCUUUCUGAGGAUUAUACAGCCCUCCAGAGGCCUCAGGGACAUUUUGGUCUUGGGAUUUACUUCAGUAUGUUGGACAAAACCAAAACCCUCCAGCCCGCUUAUGGUGGGAUUGUGCCAUUUGUAGAGAUUGUGUCAAAGGAACAAAAGAAUGUAAGCUUGAGUCAGGAUUCUUACCACAGCCUGCGGGAAGUGCUACAGUUGAAGCUCCAGCAGCGACGAACACGCGAGGAGCUGGUUAGCCAAGGGAUCAUGCCUCCUCUGAAAAGUCCAGCUGCAUUUCAUGAACAGAGAAGGAGCUUGGAACGGGCCAGGACAGAGGACUACCUGAAACGAAAGAUCCGUUCCCGGCCAGAGAGAUCAGAAUUAGUGAGGAUGCAUAUUCUGGAAGAGACCUCUGCUGAACCUUCCCUUCAGGCCAAGCAGCUGAAGUUGAAGCGGGCCAGACUGGCCGAUGACCUCAAUGAGAAGAUCGCCCAGCGGCCAGGUCCCAUGGAGUUGGUGGAGAAGAACAUUCUGCCUGUAGAAUCAAGCCUGAAGGAAGCUCUCAUUGUAGGUCAAGUGAACUACCCAAAGGUAGCAGACAGCUCCUCCUUUGACGAGGACAGCAGUGAUGCCCUGUCUCCAGAACAGCCAGCUAGCCAUGAAUCCCAGGGAUCUGUGCCAUCCCCAAUGGAAGCUCGAGUUUGCGAGUCACUUCCCACCCCAACAGCAGCAUCCCCUGCUCAGGUCGUGUGUCAGUUGAAAAUCAGUGCAGAGUCCAGUGAGACCCCCUUUCUAUCUGAGCAGCCACCAACUCCCCUGCUACCCCUGCCACCUCCAGUGCCUCCUAAUCUCACCAACGGCGUUGUUGCUCCUGCUGCCAAACCACUCCCAACCCUUAUAAAGCAAAGCCAGUCCAAGUCCUCAUGCGAGAAGUCUCAGCGCAGCAAAAAAUCCAAGGAACCGAAACCGAAAGUCAAGAAGUUGAAGUAUCACCAGUACAUCCCACCGGACCAAAAACAGGACAAAGGAGCUCCUCCCAUGGAUUCAUCUUAUGCCAAAAUCCUGCAGCAACAGCAGCUUUUCUUGCAGCUUCAGAUCCUUAAUCAGCAGCAGCAGCAGCACUACAACUAUCAAACCAUUCUGCCAGCUCCACCAAAGCCUCCAGGAGAGCAGCAGAGCAGCAGUAGUGCCCCGCCCAUGCGUAGUCUCUCCACUGCUGUCAGCAGCACCUCUUCUGUUUCUUCCAGUUCUAAUGGAUUGAUGCGGCAAAACAGCAACACUCCAGUGGGCAAACCAGGAGCUCUCCCUGUUAAUCUUGACGACAUGAAGGUGGCAGAGCUGAAGCAAGAGUUGAAGCUAAGAGCACUGCCUGUGUCAGGCACCAAGAUGGAUCUAAUUGAGCGGCUCAAGGCUUAUCAGGAGCAGAACGGUGCAGCUGGCCGAGCAGCUGCUGCUCCAAAGCCCAAUACGGCAAUUCUUCCCAAGGCUGCGGAUGUGGUGGUUGCCUUCCCAGCUGCCAGGCUGAGUACAGGGCCUGCCCUGGUGAGCACUGGCAUUACUUCAGCCGAAGUUGUUGUGGCCACAGUCGCUGGCAAUGGUGUGAUGAAGUUUGGUAGCACAGGCUCGACUCCUCCUGUGUCACCCACCCCCUCAGAGCGCUCCCUGAUGAGUGCCGGGGAUGAGAAUUCGACCAGUGGUGAUGCCUUUGGGGAGAUGGUGACCUCUCCCCUGACUCAGCUUACCUUGCAAGCAUCUCCCGUGCAAUUUUUGGUGAAGGAAGAGAGCUCCAAAGGCACCACUUGCAGCUUCAAUUCAUCAGCAAAGGCAGAUCCCUGCUGCAACAACAGUCAGCAAGACAUGGAGGUCCAGGAUAAAGACCAGAUGUUGCAGGAGAAAGAUAAGCAGAUUGAGGAGCUCACCCGCAUGCUGAAACAGAAGCAGCAGCUGGUGGAGAUGCUGAAGCUGCAGCUGGAGAGAGAAAAGCGCUCUCAGCAGGUCCUGCCUGCCACGUCUGUUGGAGAAGAGGGCACAGCCACAAUCCCUGAGCCGCUAACUUUUGGCACCCGUGUCAAGAGUGAAAGGGACUUUCUGAGUUGCCAAUCUUCAGGGCAGCCCAACUGCCAAACUGACCAAUCAAAACCCCCACAGACCACUAGCCAAAUGGACACCUCAGAUGCAAGUUCAGUGCCAAAGAAAGCAGUGAUGGUGAAGCAAGAGGUGCCAGCUGCCGAAACUGAGCCGCCAAGCCAGACCUCAAGCUUCUUCAUUGGCCAGCAAGGUGCAGGCUUCAGUAACCUCAUCAAAGGAGCCCCUCCCCCCACCCUCAUCACAGAUUCCACUGGCACUCACAUAGUUCUCACCGUGACCAAUCAGAAUGCUGAGAGGCAGGGCCUCUCGCCUCAGGAAAAAGUGGGGAGCCGUCCCUUGCCAUUGAGGAGAGUGUCCUCACCACCUGUGAAAGCAUCUACCCAACAACCUGUAAGCAGCUCCCAGUCGUCUCUGCAGCCACCGCCAAUGGAGCCCAUUAAGAAGGUUCAGAAGCCAGGCCUGCAGAUAGUCACUGGGCAGCUGCCUCAAACAGUCUUGUCUUUUUCUUCGCCCCCCAACUUGCAGCCCUUCUUCGUGAAUGGCUUUCACAAAGGACCGCUGAAAACAAGUGGUAAAACUGGCCAGCCCAGCAUGCCCAAAAAGCUUCUCUCACAGCCAGGAUCUCCAGCUCCUCCAUCUCCACCCCAAAUGGAUCUUGAGCAGCAGAACUCAUCCUUCUUUGGUACUCCACCACCUUUGCCACUCCCUGCCUCUUCUGUGUUAAUGAAAGAACCACCAGGUUAUGAAGAGGCCGUGAAGCAGCAGCCAAAGCCCCUUGAGGAAAAUGGGUGUUCCAGUCAGCAAAUGGAUGACCUGUUUGACAUUUUAAUUGAGCAUGGAGAGAUUUCAGCUCAGUUCAAGGAGCAAUCUUCCCCAGGAAGGAAAGGCGCCACUAUUUCCCCAGGAUGCCCUUCUCCGUCCAACAGCCACCAUUCCUCAGAGCUCCCCCUGCAGGUGCCCAUGAGCCACACCAGCUCUAUUAAUCCCACCCCAGCAGGCAGGCUGGAAGACUUCUUGGUAAGCAGCACUGGCCUCCCCUUGCUGACAGCUGGACCUGAUGGACCUGAGCCUCUGUCCCUAAUUGACCUCUACAGCGAGAUGCUAAGCAGUUCAGCUAUCCUGGACCACCCAUCUUCACCUAUGGACACAUCAGAAUUGCACUUUGCCCCGGAGCCUACUGGGGAACCAAGCUUGGACCUGGGAGAGGCUAACUUGGACAGUAUGGAUUGGUUGGAGCUGUCAGGAGGGCCAGUGAUGAGCCUCACCCCCCUCAGUACUGCAACACCUAGCCUCUUCUCCACAGACUUCCUUGAUGGACAUGAUUUACAGCUGCACUGGGAUUCUUGCUUAUAGCUCUCUGAGCAUGCAGACUUCAGCGGAGCAGUACAGCUGGGUUGUAGGACAUGGGUGGGCUCUUAAGUGAAAGUCUCCUCUUUCUUAAGAGCCCCGCAUUUUGACCGGCUUUCAUGAAGCUAGAGCCAAGGGCACGUACCAGUGAUGUCUUCUGAUUCAACCUCAGGCAAGCUACCACACUUCUCAUAGCUUUUGGUGGACUAAGGCAGGGUCCUUUCCUCAAAUGUUCAGUGGUCGCACCAGUUGUAUGACUUGUUGGUUUUCAGAAUGGAAUGGGGUUGAGGAUUUAGUUCAAAGCCAAGAAUCAAAAGCAGUUUGGAAGAACUUAAUGGAGAAACCAGGCUUCCUUCCUGACCUUCAGUCUGCCUAGUUAGAAAGCAACUGCACUUCUUUUUAACUUGGCAAAAGUUAAUUUGGCCAUCUUUGGAGGUGGGAGGAUGAGUACAGGACUAGUGAGGUUUCUGCUUAUAUGGAUGAGCAUCCUGUUCCAAGAGCAAUUCCCUAACAAUGCCAUAGUAUAGGUGCUUUCUGCCUGGCAAGAAAGCCAAGUCCAUGUUAUGUGCCACAGCUUACAUAAUUCCUGCAUGUAGCCCUUGUUCCACUAAAACCUAAGAGGCGGCUGUAUGCCCUAGCUGUUGUAUCUCACCUGACAUUGUUGUCUCAGGCACUCAGUUGGUUAUGAAUCAAUACAGCUGCAUUGGGGAUGAUACUCCUAGCCCCCUGUAAUAGCUCUGCCGCCUCCUCUUAAUAACCCUGCCUAUGAAACCUAGUUGGCUAGAACUUACUUAUUCAAAGUGGUGGCGCUCUGUGACGUUUGGGCCUUUGGGAAACAUAAGCACUGGAGCAGAUGAGCUGCACUAUGCACCUGUUCCUAGUGCUUAUGCUGUUCAUGGGUUUGAGUUCAGCUACUCCUCCCAAGGGUUUUCCUGCAUAUGAAGUAUAGCUUUCUCUGAUUUGGAGGUUGGUGUCAUGGGGAUGUCUGGUCUUGGCUGUAGGUUAAGGGUUGUGGCUCCACUUCCGUUUGGAGAGUUCAGCUGAUCUCCAAGAGCAUGAGCACUAACCUCCUCUCUGUGGCAAGAGUUUUUGGUGCUGUUUGCCUAAGGAGUUGCAUGUCUUUCAUUGCACAGAGGAACUUUCCUGUAGCCAUAGUCCCUGCUGCUGUGUGGUUAAGAGGAUGGUUAGAAACCACAGUCUUGCCUCUUGAUAUCUGGUUUCAGUUAUAGCUGGUAAAAUUUCUGUAUAUAGCCGUUAUAAAACUUGUUUUGUUUUUGGAAAGCAGAUGAAGUUAUCUACCUGGUUAGGGGGUAGUUACUUCCCUUUAGCUCCUACUGUGUGGUAAACUGUUGGGGAGCUGGUAUUUUAGCCUGUGGUUUGGUGGGGAAGAGGAUUUGGUCCUUAGACUACCAGUUUUAGCCUUAUUGCACAUGUCACUCAAAGGAAAUUGUAUUUCUAUUAGUCUCUUCCCCUCCCAUAGAAAAUUCGUAGUUAAAUGUGUCUGCUGGCACUGCCUUUCACCCCACAGCAGAAGGAAGAAGGGUCCUGUCAUUUGACAGGAUCCAAGAGCCCCUUCUGUUUCUCUUAUAUUUUAUCAAGUCUACAUAACAUAUCCUAUACACCCUCUUUUAUGAUGAAUGGAUUUGAAGAGAAUAUUAGUUAUGUGAUUGGCCAACUGCACGUCUUAUUUCAUUCAGUAAAAUGUGACUGUUUUGGAAAUUAAAUUAAUGGCUGCUGAAGGUGGCGUAUCUCUUGCAUACUCUUCAAGACCUACUACUAAUAUUGUCACUCAGUUUACCACUAAUUGGGAAGGUUUGGUCUAGACUUGGGAUUGUUCACAGUAUAGAAAAUAAGAAUAAGCCAACUUCAGUGUGGGGAGAGGAUCUGGUUCAGUAGUAUCUUACCUGUUUUCAGACUAAGAGCAGUUAAUGAGUUUAGACUGGAAGGUACUUGUUGCUCAGAUCAGGGCAGCUUUAGCGGGUUUGUGCUGAAAGGUGCUAUCCCCAACAGCUGCCUGGUUUUGAAAGGGUAAACAUGUCUAGUGUAAAAUUAUGAAGAAAAGCACUACGGUUAAGCCCAUUGUAGGAAUACUACUCUUUUGUGGAACGAGAAAGUGACUGGUAUUAAGAUGGGCUCUUUUGCCAGUGUCUAAAAACACAUGGCUUAUAAAAUAAGUUCCCUAAAUUCUCCUUUUUAUCCCCAAAGUAAAACAAAGUCUAAGGGUCUUCCUUUGGUUUGAAUGUACACACUCUUCUGCUGAUAACCACUGCUUGUAUUUGAUUAGCACGCACACUUAUUCCACUAUGCAUCAAUGAAAAGGGGUUAUCAGCACCCGCAAGAGGCUUACGCAGUGCUAUAGUAUUGGACCUGGAGUGAACAUGCAACUGGAAAAGGGUAUGGAAUGAAUAUAAUGGAUAAAUCAAAUUAUUUUUUCAGUUAUUUGAAAAAUCCAUUUUAUUAAAAAAAAUUGUGUUGUAA